Messenger RNA from Echinops telfairi (small Madagascar hedgehog), 2599 nucleotides. It is a transcript of the gene GTPBP4, whose product is annotated as GTP binding protein 4. Gene Ontology annotation, biological process: ribosomal large subunit biogenesis. NCBI's taxonomy places the organism in Eukaryota, Metazoa, Chordata, Mammalia, Afrosoricida, Tenrecidae. Gene Ontology annotation, cellular component: nucleolus. The record is from RefSeq and is a predicted model, not a curated record. Bases 38 to 1942 code for a protein of 634 amino acids. Gene Ontology annotation, molecular function: RNA binding; GTPase activity; GTP binding. The transcript has 17 exons.
CUCGUGAACUGUUGGCGGUGGACUCCCGGCCGCAGCCAUGGCGCACUAUAACUUCAAGAAGAUCAUGGUGGUUCCGCCCGCCAAGGAUUUUAUUGAUCUGACAUUAUCGAAGACUCAACGAAAGACUCCAACAGUUAUCCAUAAACAUUAUCAAAUUCAUCGUAUUAGACAUUUUUACAUGAGGAAAGUCAAAUUUACUCAACAGAAUUACCAUGACAGACUCUCUCAAAUUUUAACAGACUUCCCUAAAUUGGAUGAUAUCCACCCAUUUUACGCUGAUUUGAUGAAUAUUCUCUAUGACAAGGAUCAUUACAAGUUGGCUCUAGGACAAAUAAAUAUUGCCAAAAAUUUAGUGGACAAUGUUGCGAAAGAUUAUGUGCGACUCAUGAAAUACGGAGAUUCUUUGUACCGCUGCAAACAGCUGAAACGUGCUGCCCUUGGGCGAAUGUGUACUAUUAUCAAAAGACAGAAGCAGAGCUUGGAGUACUUGGAACAAGUACGCCAACAUUUAUCCCGUUUGCCGACCAUUGAUCCAAACACCAGAACUCUGCUUUUGUGUGGGUACCCCAAUGUUGGAAAAUCCAGCUUCAUCAAUAAGGUGACAAGAGCUGAUGUGGAUGUUCAGCCUUACGCCUUCACAACUAAGUCGUUGUUUGUUGGGCACAUGGAUUAUAAAUACCUUCGUUGGCAGGUUGUGGAUACUCCAGGGAUUUUAGAUCAGCCUCUGGAAGAUCGGAACACCAUCGAGAUGCAGGCCAUCACGGCACUGGCCCACCUUCGUGCUGCCGUCCUCUACGUAAUGGAUUUGUCUGAGCAGUGCGGGCAUGGGCUGAAGGAGCAGCUGGAGCUCUUCCAAAACAUUAAGCCUCUUUUUAUCAAUAAGCCACUUAUAAUUGUAGCAAACAAAUGUGAUGUGAAGAAAAUCGCUGAACUUCCUGAAGAUGAUCAGAAAAUAUUUAUCGAUUUGCAGACCAAAGGAUUUCCUGUAAUAGAGACCAGCACCCUGACUGAGGAAGGUGUUAUUAAGGUUAAGAUGGAGGCUUGUGAUAGGCUUUUGGCUCACCGAGUUGAAACCAAAAUGAAAGGAAACAAAGUGAAUGAGGUGCUGAACAGAUUGCAUUUGGCUCUACCAAACAAAAGGGAUGACAAGGAGAGACCUCCUUUCAUCCCAGCAGGAGUAGUGGCACGUAAGAAGAGAAUGGAGAUUGAGGAGCCUAAAAGAAAAAGGGAACGAGAUAUUGAACUGGAAAUGGGAGAUGAUUAUAUUUUGGAUCUUCAAAAGUACUGGGACUUAAUGGAUUCAUCUGAGAAAUCCGAUAAAAUUCCAGAGAUCUGGGAAGGCCACAAUAUAUCUGAUUAUAUUGAUCCUGACAUCAUGAGGAAACUGGAAGACUUGGAGAAAGAGGAAGAACUAAGAAGAGCUGCUGGAGAGUAUGACAGUGACUCCGAAAGUGAAGAUGAGGAAAUGAUGGAGAUCCGGCAGCUGGCCAAACAGAUUAGAGAAAAAAAGAAAUUGAAAAUUCUUCAAUCCAAAGAAAAGAACACACAGGGACCCAGAAUGCCUCGAACUGCUAAAAAGGUUGAACGGAAAGUUUUGGAGAGUGAGAUGCGAAGUCUUGGGGUUGACAUGGAUGAUAAAGACAAUGCCCACUAUGCAGCCCAGGCAAGACGAUCUCGGAGUGUCACUCGGAAAAGAAAACGGGAAGACUCUGUUCCACCGUCUUCUCUCGCCCGGAGUCGUAGUUGCUCUCAAACACCACGUGAUGUGUCUGGUCUUCGCGAUGGCAAGAUGGUGAAGAAAGCCAAGACGAUGAUGAAGAAGGCUCAGAAGAAGAUGAAUCGCUUGGGGAAGAAAGGGGAGGCUGAUAGGCACGUGUUUGAUAUGAAACCCAAACACUUACUUUCUGGAAAGAGGAAAUCUGGUAAAAAAGACAGGAGAUAGUGUCUUUUUCCAUUGAAAGUGCUUGACUGAACUGUGGAGGGGGGUUGUUUCUUUUGUUUUGAUAUUUGUUUGGGUUUAUGUAUAGAAAUAUAUACAAAACAAUACUUAGUAUUUUAAUCACGUUUUAGUUAACUACAUUCUUGCUCUCGUUUGUUUUUGGUUUGCUUUGGUAUUUCAUGAAGUUUAGGGUAAAGAUCAUAAGUUGGAAGUAACUUGUACUAACUUGUACUUGUUGCUUUGCUGAAAAUCAUGGUUAACUUUUAAGACUUCAAGUGUGAUGAAUUUUUUGUUAGACCUUAAUAUUACAAAUAGCAAAUAUAUAAUUAUAUUACAAAUAGCUGGAAUGGACGGUGGAUUUUACAUUUAGUAGAGUUUCAAUGCUUCAGAGUCACAGAAUUGGAAAGACAUACCAAUGUAAUAAUGCUUUUAAUGGAGAAAAUCUUUUCUUCUGCAAGGGGAACCUUUGUCCCCCCCACACAAAUGGUUUCUUUGGCAGGAAACACUUGUGUGUUUUAGGGAACUGCUGGCUACCAGGGAUGUGUGCCCUGGGCUCGUGCGGGAAUGGUGGCGAUGAGUGUAUUGGGACCUCAGAGCUUCAGGUGCUCUCCUGAGUUAGUUGUUAGUUUUGUACAAUAUAUUCAUUGUAAAUCUGUCCUC